Messenger RNA from Pelagomonas calceolata, 885 nucleotides. NCBI's taxonomy places the organism in Eukaryota, Pelagophyceae, Pelagomonadales, Pelagomonadaceae. The record is from the annotation of a GenBank genome assembly.
CACGGAUUUACUCGAGUGCCUGGCCAGUUUUGGGGGCUUAAACGAACGAGGAACCAACAGGGCUGCAAAAGCAAUGCGUACCAUGCCUAACAGUACGCGUGCACGCCAGUGAUGGCAAGGCAGGAGAUCGACGUAGCCGAAUGCCUGAGAAGGGGCGCCAUCGGUGCGCUAGGAGCCAUCCCUGGCACGCUGGCCGCGCACCCGAUCGAUUUGGUCAAAAUAAGGAUACAGACGGGCGCCGGCUCGGCGCGCGCUGCUGUUCGAGGCCUCGGCACGCGCGCGAGCGACUGGCCGCGCUACUAUAGAGGAUUGGGCCCCGGCGUGCUGCAGAAGGCGGCGACGCGCGGGCCCAUGUUCCUCGCGUCGGAAAUCGGCACGCAGUGCUGCGAGACGGGCUUUGGUAUGCCGCGCGAGCGGGCGCUCGUCGUCGGCUCGCUGUCGAGCGGCUACGUGACGGGCUUCCUCGCCGCGUCCUUCGAAUGGGCGAAGGUCCAGCGGAGCCUCGGCGCCACCGUCGGUAGCGUCUCUGCGAAGCGCAGAUUGGCCGUCUGCCACGGCGCGGGCCUGCGGAACGCCGUCUUCGACGCGACGUUCUUCGGCACGGAGCACGUCGCGCGGCGCUAUGGUAAUUUGCCGCCCGAGGCGACGUACGCGCUCGGCGCCGUGGCGGCCAUCACGCUCGACUUUCCUCUGGAUGUGGCCCUGAAACGUAACAUGGCCGCGCCGACGACGUCGCCCGUGCCGCGCGUCGGCGCGACGCUGCUCGCUUUUAGGCUGCUCCGCGACCGGGGCUUCCGAGUCGUCUUCGCGGGCCUCGGCGUCAAGAGCUGCGAGUUCGGCGUGAGCUACGCGUGCACGGGCUACGUGUCGACUUUUUUUCGAUAG